Ctenopharyngodon idella (grass carp) is the source of this 2076-nucleotide messenger RNA. RefSeq names its product gastrula zinc finger protein XlCGF8.2DB-like. Lineage: Eukaryota; Metazoa; Chordata; Actinopteri; Cypriniformes; Xenocyprididae. The transcript has 3 exons. The record is from RefSeq and is a predicted model, not a curated record. Bases 610 to 1710 code for a protein of 366 amino acids.
UCUGUCGGAAGAAAGAAAAUAGAUAUUCUGUUGCUACUUACCUGAGCAAUAAUUUUUUGUAAAUAUAACCGAAACCAAAGCAACUAUCUUUAUAUUAUGUAUGGUGAUUUUGUCAGGCAAGGUCUCGAUUAUAAUUCAGGAUUUUAGUGCAGAGCAGCUUGGAAGUGACUACAUGUAUGGGUCGCGUUUCAGUCACUUAUUUCAUAUUCGUCCCGUUGUCUGACAACAGAAACAGAAAAAUAAUGAGAGGAUGAAAACAAGUUAAUCUGGAAAGGGGGCGCGACGUAAUGUCGUCAUUGAUGUGCUAAUUAGCAUGACGUUAUCUUAGCGACAUUUUGAAUGGGCUUUAGUGGGCAAAACAGAAGAGAGAAAAGAGACGAGCGCUGAAACUUUUUCCAGUUGAAGCUGAAAGCGCUGUUAAUGAUCGUGAAUGAAGGACAAAUGUGGAAUAUUUUCGUCUGAUGCCGUAUAUUUAUUUCCAGUCUAACGUUACAGAUCUGGUGUCUCUCCCACGACAAUUCACCAAUAAAUACUGGGAAUAUUCACAUCAUCCUAAAAGAGAAGGACAAACUCCAGGUGUAGCAGCUGAAAUCUGUGUGACUGUUAAAGAUGGAGUUUAUUAAAGAGGACAUUGAAGACAUGAGUGAUCCAGAACCAUCCAGAAUAAAACAUGAAGAUGCAGAGACACAAACAGACUGGAAGGAUGUGAAACAAGGACAUGAACUGAAUAAAGUUGAGGAACAGUGUAACUUAAAAACUCAAAGAAAACGGAAAAUUCUGCACACCUGCUCUCAGUGUGGAAAGAGUUUUUUUCAUUCAUCAAGUCUCAGUUAUCAUCUGCGUGUUCACUCUGGAGAAAAGCCAUUUAACUGUGAUCAGUGUGGCAAAAAAUUUAUUUCAGCAUCACAUCUUAAAAAACACCUGAAAGUUCAUUCAGGUGAGAAGCCUUAUGUGUGUUCUCUCUGUGGAAAAAGUUUUCCACGGCUAAACAGUUUUAAACAGCACCAGAAAACACAUGAUGAAGUGAGAGAUCAUGUGUGUUUGGACUGUGGGAAGAGCUUUACUACAUCUAGUCAUCUGAAACAGCACCAACGAAUUCAUACUGGAGAAAAACCUCACAAGUGCUCAGUUUGUGACAAGAGUUUUGCUCAGAUAGGACAACUGAAAUCACACGAGCGAGUUCAUACUGGAGAGAAGCCGUACCAGUGUACUCAGUGUGAGAAGAGUUUCAAACACGCACCAGGUUUCAGAAAUCAUAUGCGUGUUCACACUGGAGAAAAGCCAUUUAAUUGUGAUCAGUGUGGUAAAGAUUUUCAUUUGUUGUCAAGUCUUCAGAAACAUCUAAAAAUUCAUACAAAUGAGAGGCCUUACGUGUGUUCUUUUUGUGGAAAGAGUUUUUUACAUAUGACUCAUUAUAAGCAGCACCAGAAAAUACACACCGGUGUGAGAGAUCAUGUGUGUUUGGAGUGUGGGAAGAGUUACAUUGCAUCUGUACAUUUGAAACAGCACCAAAGAAUUCAUACUGGAGAAAGACCUUACAAGUGCUCAUCUUGUGACAAGAGUUUCCGUCGGUUGGGACACCUGAAAUCGCACGAGCGACUUCAUACUGGAGAGAAGCCGUACCACUGUACUCAGUGUGGAGAGAGUUUUAGACAUUUAUCAAGUCUUCACACUCAUUUGAAAAAAUGUCAUGAGAAUGCAUCACAGUGAGCUUCAUUCAUUUUCAUGUCAAAUACGUUAAAUAAACAAAAUAUGGAGUUGCUCCCAAAAGCACAAUGUCAUCUGGUUUAAUGCUGUGAAUUUGUUGAAAUGCUUGGAAAACUUGAAAUACUCAAGAUUUACCAGUCAACAUUUACAGUGUAAAAUAAAAUAAUAAUUGUACAUAAAAUUAUGAGGAAACAUGACACCUUGUUUUGAUUGAGAAUGGAUGUGGUUUAAUAACAUCAGUGUGUUUAAACAGUAAUACUGUAGUAAAUAUAUUUGAUAAUGAUCAGGUUUGUGUCCAGUUUUAUUCUUUAAAUCAAUGUGGUAACACUUUCAGUAAAUGCAAAAUAUUGAACAAUAAACAAACUGAAA